Messenger RNA from Salmo salar (Atlantic salmon), 2516 nucleotides. Its product is annotated as forkhead box protein N4. Gene Ontology annotation, biological process: regulation of transcription by RNA polymerase II. The record is from RefSeq and is a predicted model, not a curated record. Gene Ontology annotation, molecular function: transcription cis-regulatory region binding; DNA-binding transcription factor activity, RNA polymerase II-specific. Lineage: Eukaryota; Metazoa; Chordata; Actinopteri; Salmoniformes; Salmonidae.
AAAUAUGCAAACAAACAUUACAAUGAAUACAUCAGCACUGUUUUAGUCCUGCUGUUUGGGGCAAUGGAGGAGAGGGGGAGAUGUAUCCCUGGGUGUCUGGUGGUGGGGACUUUGGGGGGCUGGCCUCAAAAAUAGAAAACAAGGGGACACUGCUUGUAGUUACUCCUGGGGGGAGGACUUGCUUCACUGCCUUUCUAAUUUGUACUGGUAAUCGAAGGGGGUGGACACAUCGAACACUCCUUUACAAGUUCGAGUAAAGAACAGCUUUUUUCCUGGGCAAUCAGAGCUCACUUCAACUAGGUUAUUGUUCAGUGCACUGGACCUGCUUGUCUCUAGCCUUCACAUUGUGUUUGUUUGGAGUUCACCUAGCGACGUUGUUGAGUAAAGGGACUUUUACCUCAGAAGGAAUCAUUAUUUUGUGCUAAGCUAAAUUGAGCGGUAUUAUUUGUGGCACAUGGAUGUUUCCCUCAAAAGGCUACUGACCACUGAGCCGCCCCAGCAGAGUGAGGAGCUGGGGGACCUGCAGUCUCUGUCCUGGCUAACCACCGUGGAUGUACCCAGGCUGCAGCAGAUGGCCACAGGCAGACUGGCCUUCAACAACGCAGGACCCCAGAGCAGCAUACUGGAACUACACACAGACCAGCAAAGCAACAUGAGUACAGCACUAGGAUAUAAUACCAUGGCCCCUCCACAUAGCAACAUGCAAAACACUUAUAUUGGAAUGAACUACCUCAACAAUCAAAAUGGAAAUAUGGCAGGAUUGCCAGGAAGUGCUGUGCCUGCCUCAGAAUACCAGUCCUCCCCAGCCCACUACUUCCACUCCCCCCAGCAGGCCUACAGCCCAGCUCAGGCUGUGCAACAGCAUUCCCCCAGCAGCCUGUACAACAGCACCUCCUACCAUAAGCAGAACCUGUAUGAUCAGCAAGCAGCAGUCAUGAGCAUCACCAACCCCCACAACAACCAGGAUCUGCUACAACAACCCAAGGCCUUCCCUAAACCUAUCUACUCCUACAGCUGCCUGAUUUCUAUGGCCUUGAAGAACAGCCGGACAGGCAGCCUCCCUGUCAGUGAGAUCUACGGCUUCAUGAAGGAGCACUUCCCUUACUUCAAGACGGCGCCUGACGGCUGGAAGAACUCUGUGAGACACAACCUGUCUCUGAACAAGUGCUUUGAGAAGGAGGAGAACAAGCAGGGAGGCUCCUCCUCUACCUCUCGUAAGGGCUGUCUGUGGGCCCUCAACCCAGCCAAGAUCAACAAGAUGGAGGAGGAGAUGCAGAAGUGGAAACGCAAGGACCUGACUGCCAUCCGCCACAGCAUGGCCAACCCAGAUGAGCUGGAUAGGUUGAUCACAGACCGACCGGACGGCUGCCGGAGAAAGCCCUGUGAUCCCAGGAGGACAUGUGUCCCGUCCAGGUCCUGUGGUCCCCCGCUGUCUGGACAUCUGCAGUCCUCCCUCCCCUUCCACCUCCAGGCCCAGAAUCACACCCUCCAAGGAGAACCCAGCUCCCCUGUACCCACCCGGACCCCUCCCCUCCAUGCUGUUCCAGACUACUCCCACAGCCCCUUCCCCCAGCCGCAGCCCUACAGACACCCCUAUAGCCACAGCUUGUACAGCCUCCACCCAGACGUCACAGCCGAGGUGGACGCUCUGGACUCCAGUAUCAUGGAGUUUGCCGGGAGCCUAUGGGAGGAGAUGAAGGAGGAGGGCUUCAGCUUGGAGUCUCUGGGUACCUUUAACCACUCUGACUGUGAGCUGACUGGCCCCAGCACUGGACAGCCCCUGGUGGACCGACAGGUGGCCGGGCUAUACACCACCCUGGACACAGCACCAGCUGUCCCCUCCCAGUACAUCACAACCACAGAGGCCAGGGGCCAGGCCAUCGCCCAGCUCUGACUUUGACUUUGAAACACUGAUAUACAGUGUAUUAAACACUGAAAUACACCAGGACAGACUAUGAGAAGAUCAUUACUGUUGAACCUGAAAGUCCCCGCACCAACUGUAUGAGAAUCCUGAACUUUUCCACACCUGACAGGAUGUCUCACCCAGUCUGUUUUUUUUUUUUUUUUUUUUCCUGAUUCCUGUUUCAACACCAAAGCACACAAGAAGCAGCCAAAAUCAACAAGCAUGGGCAUGUUUGAUUGCGUCUGUCAGCCUUUUAGAGUGAUGAGGAUGAAGCGUUUUUGUGUGUGUGGAUCUUCGGCGGUAAAAUGCAAUGCCACUUUAUUUCUACAAGAGCCGGAGUCAAUGUUUGUUUCUGUGAAGAUAUGUAGACGUUGUCAUGGAAACUGAUCUGUUACCCAGGCUAUUCCUUGUGGAGGAAAAGUCUUACUGAUUUACUAGCUUGUGCAAACAAUACUUUUUAUUUUACGGGAUUUGACUGUGGUACUGUAGCUUGAUAGGCUAUGUUUGUAGUACUAUAGUACUGCUAGGUAGGCAUUAUCUCUGCAUUUUCUGUGUAUUUAUUUUGGUUCAUUUGUAUUUAUUUACUAUGCUCUGAGUAAAUUCUCCAAAAUGA